Messenger RNA from Trichechus manatus latirostris (Florida manatee), 972 nucleotides. RefSeq names its product BCL2 like 14 (gene BCL2L14). Bases 1 to 972 code for a protein of 323 amino acids. The record is from RefSeq and is a predicted model, not a curated record. Lineage: Eukaryota; Metazoa; Chordata; Mammalia; Sirenia; Trichechidae. Gene Ontology annotation, biological process: regulation of extrinsic apoptotic signaling pathway. The transcript has 5 exons.
AUGUGCACUGCCCAUGAAUGCGACCUGGAAGAAAUCCCCCUGGAUGAUGAUGACUCAAGCAGCAUAGAAUUCAAAAUCCUGGCCUUUUAUGCCAAACACCACGUCUUCAAGAGCACCUCUGCUGUCUUCUCACCAAAGCUGCUAAGAACAAGAAGUUUGUCCCAGAAGGGCCUGGGGAGUUGGUCAGCAAAUGACCCAUUGACACUGGGGCCGAGGCCUUGUAGAAGUUUCCGAUCCAGUGAGAAGCCCAUUCCCAAGAAAAAGACUUCUUGGAGAACACUCUUUGGAGUAGGCGAGAAGGAGGAAGAUUCUACGGAGACCCAUUUUCAAGGGGGUCAAAGACCAGUAGAGCGUCAGGGUGUCCUUCAUUGGCAGCACUGGUCUAGAUCCCUUUCUGAUGUGGAACAGCGCAUAGAGCCAGAAGCUGGGAACCCCAAGGUUGUUGCCAUUGCCAACCGAGUUGCUGAAAUUGUUCAUUCCUGGCCACCGCCAGAAGACAUACACACCCAGGGAGGAAGCUCCAAGGACACGUGUACCCCCUGGCUGGUACCAGAGGCCCAGGGCUCCAAGCUUAGAGGCGCAAGUGCUAAGAAAGAUGGAGAAGACCAAAUAAUAGCCAAAAUUGUUGAGCUGCUGAAAUAUUCAGGGGAUCAUUUGGAAAGAGAGUUGAAGAAAGACAAGGCUUUGAUGAGCACUUUCCAGGACUGGCUGUCCUACUCUGCCUUCAAGACCCUCACAGACCAGUUCCUCAGGGGUGUGGACACCAGGGGAGAAUCAGAGGUCAAAGCUCACGGCUUUAAGGCUGCCCUUGCAAUAGACGUCGCCGCCAAGCUCACUGUCAUCGACAACCACCCCAUGAACAGGGUGCUUGGCUUUGGAACCAAGUACCUGAAAGAGAACUUCUCACCCUGGGUCCAGCAGCAUGGCGGAUGGGAAAAAGUACUUGGGAUAUCACGUGAAGAAAUAGACUGA